UGUGCUCCCCACAUUGCCCGGCCACAGUGUGUCUGUGCCAGCAGGAAAGGGAGGGCGGUGGCCGGGCAGCCCAUGGUGAGGCAGCACAGGUCCCUCCCGCGCCUGCUGCUCCCGUCAUGUGGUUUCACACCCCCUGGACUCAUUUCCAAAAAAGCAUUUCCUCCUGCCGCGGCUGGGUGUAAAAGCCUGUGUGGGGAGGGCUGGCGCUCACUUGCCACGCGUCACACACUGCCGGCAGCGAUGGGGUGCCAGGGCACCCUGCCCAGGUGCUGAACUGCCCUGACACCCCACUGCGCCCACUGCCCUGGUCCACUCGCCACCCCGGCAUGACCCAGCCGCAUCGGCCACAAGGAUGAAGCUCUGCUGCCCAGGGGUGUCUUGGGUGAGUGUGGCAGUGCUGGGGUCCCACGGACCCCUGGCACCGAUUGCAGGGUGCCCUGGGGCUGUGGCUACAGCGGGUCUGGGGGGUGGGGGUCUGGGGGCAAGCCCAGUGCAAGCAUGCCUAAAAAGCUUGCUCCCCCCUCAGCUGAACACCUGGGAAUGGGCUCUGCCUCGCUGAAGCACCUGCAGCAUGGCACAGCCGCGGGGAGCACGGGCAUGGCACAGCCAUGAAGGACUGCCGGCAUGGCCGCGAUGCAGCCGAGGGAGUGUGGGCUCAGCCACGGGGCUGCAGGCAGGGCACCGCCACGGGGACUGGCCGUGCUGGUGGGCUGUGGGAGCGGGUCAGGGCUGCCAGUGGUGGCAGCUGCCAGGGCCACCCUGGGGCUGGCUGGGUGACUGCCCCAGCACACGGGCACCAGGAGCAGAGACGGCACGGGGGCUGCGUUACGGGCCAGGGCAGCGGCUGCAUGGCAAAGGAGCCGGUGUCUCCCCACGGUGCAGCCAGCGGUGGGGUUGCACCUGUGCCGGCGGCUCCCGCGCCCGUGGGGCACCUGCUCCGGGUGCUGGGGAAGGGGCAGCUGCCCGCUGGCAGGCAGGGCGUGCAGGCAGGACCCCACCAUGGGAAGGUCGUGCUUCAGCGGUGACUCAGAUGUGCUGCUGGCAGCUGGGGCUGAGGCGGCUGCCCCGAUCUCCCAGCAGCGCCCUGCAAGCGGGGCGGCCUGCGCGUGGUUUCCAGUCUGCUGCUGGUGGCGGCUUUAAUAGAAAAUGAUUCAGCUGCCGUAAUCAGGGCUAUUGCGGCUGGGAAAUCCAGCCCCCAGCGAGGAAUCCCCUGGCUCCCUGCCCGCGCUGCCAGUGCCGUGGCCCUCCCCGGCCCCCUGCCUUCCCCGGGAUGGGGGUGCCGGCGUGGGCACCCUGUCGCCACCGCAGCCGUGGGGGGAGCGGGGCUCCCCUGGGUGCAGCAGCCGGUGCCCCAGGGUGGGGGAGUGGUGACCUAGUUUGGGACGCACGUACGAGGCGCGAUAGCAUCGGGGAGAGCGUGAGCCGGGCACGGCUUCCUCUUGGGGAGGAAAUCGCCUCCUCUGCAAGGAAGAAAAACCCCAGGAAAGAGAAGCCAGCAGCAUUAACCCUCCCGCGCUCAGCUGCUGACACCUCCCCAGGCUGGUGAGCCCCAGCACCGCCAUCAGCCCGUGCACCCCCUCCCUUGUCCCCGUCCCCAGUGGGGCAGGCAGCCGAGCACCCUGGGACCGCUCCCAGCCAGCCUGGCGGCACUGUUUGCAGAGCACGCGAGGAUUACCAGGGGUGGCACAGCAGCCCCCAUGGCAUACGUGUCUUGCAGCACCAGCAGGAAGCCAGUUGCCUGCGUAGGGCAAGGGAAGCACGGCACAGGGGCUGCUGCGGGGCAUUCCCAGCCCUGGGGCACCACACCUGUGCAGCUCUGGGGCACAGAGCUGUGGCCCCAGCCGUCCUGCCCGACACAGGCACUGGUGUCCACAUGGCCCAGCAUGUGCAGCCGGAAGGGUGGAGGGCACGGUGCGAGGGCUGCCCCCGCAGCUGCAUGGCUCCUGGGGUGCCCCAGCUGCCGGCAUCCCUGCCCUCUCCCUGCCCACAGGUGAUCCUGGCAGCGCUGUGGCUGGCAGGCAGUGAAUCACAGCCCCCAGGGUGCCAGGACCGCCCUGUGCCACAGGGGCAGCAGGUCCUGGUACGGCCACCCACCCGCCUGCGGAGGCAUGUCACCAGACCCCCCUGCCCCGCUGGCAUGAACUGGAUCAAGGAGGCUCACCGGUGCUGCACCCAGUGUCCUGCAGGGACGUUCCUGUUUGCCCCAUGUUCGAGCCACAGCAACAACAGCGUCUGCACCGCCUGUCCUGCUGGCACUUUCCGCGCCCAGCCAAACACCCUCCCCAAAUGCCAGGCUUGCUACGAGUGUGACCGGCAAGCUUUCCAGAGCGUGCUGAGCAACUGCUCGGCCACCAGCAAUGUUGCCUGUGGCUGCGAGCAUGGCCGUUUCCGUGACUGCCUUGAUGAGCACUGCAAUGACUUCUUCUGCCGGCAGUGCCAGCCCUGCGUUGGGCGACUCAUCCAGCGGCCAUGCUCAGAGGUGCAGGACACGCUCUGCGGUAGCUGCAAGCCUGACUUCUACGCUGAGGGCAGUGAGUGCCGGCCGUGCCACACGAGCACCCAGGAGACAUGCGGCACAGAGUGCCAGCGCGUGUGCAGCGGCAGCAGCAGGCAAGGCACGGGUCUGGAGUACCUUCUGCUGGCGUUCACCGGGCCCUUCUUCCUGGGUGCCCUUGCCAUCUACCGCAAAAGGAAGCGGCUCCGGCACAGCACCCUGGCAGGCAGCCCCCUCCCCAUGGCACAGGUGGCCACCCCCACCGCCAGGCCCGUGGCCAUGCCGUGGUACCAGGCCAGCGCCCAGGUGUGGGACAGCUCAUGCUGCACCCAGCUGUACUCCCCUAAGGUGACGGAGCAUGCUGCCAGCACGGUGAGGCAGAGCCCCAAGCACCAGCCUUUAUUGCGGGAGCAGCCCAGUGGUGCGGCACAGCCGGGUGGUCAGGUGGAGCCCUCUGCUCCCCUGGAGCCCCGUGGUGCCCUGCUGCAUGGCAGCCAGCUCUACACCAUCAUCGACGUGGUGCCGGUGCGGCGCUGGAAGGAGUUCAUGCGGGUGCUGGAGCUGCGGGAGGCAGAGAUUGAGCUGGUGGAGCUGGAGGUGGCCCACAUCCGUGACCAGCAGUACGAAAUGCUGAAGCGCUGGUGCCAGCAGACCAGCGCCACGCUUGACCGUGUCUAUGCUGCCCUGGAGCGCAUGGAGCUGGCUGGUUGUGCUGAGGCGCUGCGCCGGAGCCUGCUGGCGGGCCCCUGACCCCCACCGACGACACCACGCCAGCAGAGUGAGGUCCCGGCACCUCCCUGGCUUACCAGGUGCCUUGGCUGAGCCGUACCCCUAAGUAUUGUUACUUAAACCGUGUAGACAUUUUAUGUCAGUUUUAUGUCCCCUCCCUGCCCACCCCCCCUAUUUAUGUCCCUCUGCUCCCAGGGCCAGGGGGGGACCCUGCACCCCAGCACACCGGCUGCCCGGCCGCUCAAGGGAUGAGCGGGGGCCGAGCCUGCCGUUAACCCAUGGGAUAGUUCUCGAGGCCGCCCGCUGACAGGCGCGCCUGCCCCUGCCCCAAUAAAGUGGCAUGUUCUCCA
Messenger RNA from Falco peregrinus (peregrine falcon), 3573 nucleotides. RefSeq names its product TNF receptor superfamily member 25 (gene TNFRSF25). Gene Ontology annotation, biological process: signal transduction. Gene Ontology annotation, molecular function: protein binding. Gene Ontology annotation, cellular component: plasma membrane. The record is from RefSeq and is a predicted model, not a curated record. NCBI's taxonomy places the organism in Eukaryota, Metazoa, Chordata, Aves, Falconiformes, Falconidae. Bases 1874 to 3244 code for a protein of 456 amino acids. The transcript is spliced from 6 exons.